Symbiodinium sp. CCMP2592 is the source of this 777-nucleotide messenger RNA. NCBI's taxonomy places the organism in Eukaryota, Dinophyceae, Suessiales, Symbiodiniaceae. The record is from the annotation of a GenBank genome assembly.
AUGUCUGUAUCAGUGUCAGCUGUGGCUCUGAAUCCUAAACCAGGCCCGUCCCAAAGCUUCACGCCCUUUAUCUGGCACAUCAUCUUGAUCGGACUAGGGGAUUGUGUGCGAAAUUCCGGAAGCCAUCUGACAGACAGUCUUGGUCAAGGUGGCGGUUUGGGCGGCAUAGGCUUAUGCUGUGCCGCCUGGUUGGCACCGCAUGCCUCUGCUUUGGUUUUGUUUGGCAGAACAGCCCGGCCAGAGGCAUCCCGUCGAUUGGUACAAAUGACCACCGGCUCGUGUGAGAUCUCCGUGCGCUAUGGGGACCUUGUGCAGAGGUGCUUUAGCCUGAGCCGCCUGCCGCCUCCGAGAAAGCCAGAAGUGGCGGGGCUAGACGUGGAGGUCCUCAGCAGACAGUCUUCGACCUCCUGGCCCCAGAAGGAAGAGAGCAGCGCGGAGCCCGUGCCAUCGUCUCUGUGGCCGGAAGCAUGGCAUCUCGUGCCAGAGGAUAUGCUGUCAGCCAGCGACGUGUCGGAGACCAGCUCUGUGAUCACACGGAGGUCAUUCUAUUCCGACGUCAUGCCAGAUGCAGCCCUGGCUGAGUUUGUGGAUAUCCUUCCUCCGAACAAGAUUCUGCACGACAUGUCAAAUGGUCGCAUACAGGCAUUCCUCAAGGAGAUCACCGACUCACCGAAGGCACUUCAGUCCGAGGUCAUGCGUCGGCGCAAGGGCGCCCCGGUGGUAUCUGAACAGCAGCCGCUGCUCCCGUCCAUUUGGAAGAUGCUGAAUGGCAAAUGA